AUGCAGCUGAGGUGGACCCAGCGGGGCAUGAUGUGGCUCGGAGUCCUGCUGACACUUCUGCUCUGUUCAAGCCUCAAAGGUCAAGAAAACUCCUUCACCAUCAACAGCAUACACAUGCAGAUCCUGCCGCAAAACGAGGUGCAAAACGGGGAGAACCUGACACUGCAGUGCAUCGUGGAUGUCAGCACCACCUCGCGGAUCAAGCCUCUGCACCAGGUGCUGUUCUACAAGGAUGAUGUGCUGCUUCACAACGUCUCCUCCAUGAGAAACACAGAGAGUUAUUUGAUUCCCCACGUCCGGGUCUGUGACUCAGGGAGAUACAAAUGCACCGUGAUCCUGAACAACAAGGAGAAGACGACGCCAGAGUAUGAGGUGUGGGUGAAAGGAGUGUCUGAUCCCAGGGUGAUGCUGGACAAGAAGGAGGUGAUAGAAGGUGGAGUCGUGGUGGUCAACUGUUCUGUCCCAGAGGAAAAGGCUCCUGUACAUUUCACAAUUGAAAAAUUUGAACUAAAUAUAAGGGGCGCCAAGAAAAAAAGAGAAAAAAACUCUCAGAACCAGAAUUUUGUGACGCUGGAAUUCACAGUUGAGGAGCAAGACCGUGCCAUAUUUUUUCAAUGUCAAGCGAAGAUCUUUUCCGGGUCCAACGUGGAGUCCUCCAGACUCAUGAGGAGUGAACUGGUCACUGUGCGGGAAUCCUUCUCUAAUCCCAAAUUCCACAUCAUCCCCGAGGGAAAGAUCACAGAAGGAGAUGACCUCCAGGUCAAGUGCACUGUUCAGGUGACGCACCAGGCCCAGUCUUUCCCGGAAAUCAUCAUCCAGAAGGACAGGGAGAUUGUCGCACACAACAGCUACAGCAGCGAGGCUGUGUACUCCGUGAUGGCCACGACGGAGCACAACGGCAACUACACGUGCAAAGUGGAAGCCAGUCGCAUAUCCAAAGUCAGCAGCGUCAUGGUCAACAUCACAGAGCUGUUUUCCAAGCCUAAGCUUGAGUCUUCAGCCAUACAUCUGGACCAGGGAGAAGAUCUGAACCUGUGGUGCUCCAUCCCAGGAGCACCUCCGGCCAACUUCACCAUCCAUAAGGGAGGCACGACUGUGUCACAGGCUCAAAAUUUCACCAAGAGAGUGUCAGAGUGGGACAGCGGGUCAUACACCUGUGUCGCAGGUGUCGGCAGGGUGGUCAAGAGAAGCAACACAGUCCAGAUAACUGUGUGUGAAAUGCUUUCCAAGCCCAGUAUUUUUCAUGACUCCAGGUCUGAGGUGAUAAAAGGACAGACCAUUGAAGUCAGUUGUCAGUCCAUAAACGGAACUGCACCCAUUUUUUAUCAGCUUUCAGACGCAAGUAAGCUUGUGGCGAAUCAGAGCGUGGGCUCAAAUGAGCCUGCAAUAUUCAGAGAUAAACCCAUGAAAGAUGUAGAAUACUGGUGCAGUGCAGAUAAUUGCCAUUCCCACACCAAGAUGUUCAGCGAAGUUCUGCGAGUCAAGGUGAUAGCCCCAGUGGAUGAAGCCCAGCUCUCUAUCCUCUUGAAGGAGGAGGUGGAGUCUGGGAAGCCCAUUGUGCUUCGCUGCUCCGUGAACGAAGGAUCCGGUCCUAUCACGUACAAGUUUUACAAAGGAAAGGAGACCAAACCCUUCUACCAAGAAACCUCAAAUGCCACCCAGGCCCUUUGGCACGUGCCCACGGCCAGCAAGGAACACGAGGGACAGUAUUACUGCACGGCCUCCAACAGAGCCAACCUUUCCAAACACGUGAGCCCAAGCAACACACUGAACGUCAGAGUCUAUCUUGCCCCCUGGAAGAAAGGACUCAUCGCAGUGGUGGUCAUCGGAGUGAUCAUUGCCACCUUGGUAUUUGGAGCCAGAUACUAUUUUCUGAAGAAAGCCAAGGCCAAGCAGAUGCCGGUGGAGAUGUCCAGGCCAGCCGUACCGCUUCUGAACUCCAACAAUGAGAAGACAUCGUCAGAUGCCAGUACCGAAGCCGACAGACAUUAUGGUUACAAUGAAGAUGUUGGAAACCAUGCAGUGAAGCCAUUAAAUGAAAAUAAAGAGCCUCUAACCUUGGACGUGGAGUACACGGAAGUGGAAGUGACCUCCCCAGAGCCUCACCGAGGUCUGGAAACAAAGGGCACAGAGACGGUAUAUAGUGAAAUCCGGAAAGCUGAUCCUGAUUUCGUGGAAAACAGAUAUUCUAGAACGGAAGGCUCCCUUGACGGAUCUUAG
Messenger RNA from Rangifer tarandus platyrhynchus (Svalbard reindeer), 2220 nucleotides. The record is from the annotation of a GenBank genome assembly. Lineage: Eukaryota; Metazoa; Chordata; Mammalia; Artiodactyla; Cervidae.